Acipenser ruthenus (sterlet) is the source of this 2064-nucleotide messenger RNA. RefSeq names its product tubulinyl-Tyr carboxypeptidase 2-like. The coding region runs from base 690 to 1805 and encodes 371 amino acids. The record is from RefSeq and is a predicted model, not a curated record. Lineage: Eukaryota; Metazoa; Chordata; Actinopteri; Acipenseriformes; Acipenseridae. The transcript is spliced from 7 exons. Gene Ontology annotation, biological process: regulation of angiogenesis. Gene Ontology annotation, cellular component: cytoplasm.
AAACAGCCAAUAGGAUGAAUCGGAACGUUGAUGGCUGCUGGGUUACAGUGUAACAGAAUAACAUUCCUGGUUUAACGACUGUAUCUGUAGUAAAACAGCAAAUAUCUUGAGAUAUCAACAACCGAAAACCUCAAAUUGCUUUCGAUAUGAAGAGAACAUCGUUACAUUUAUAAGAAUUGCAACAAAGGUUCUGCCAAGCAGAUGCUGCAUUGUAGAAUACAUGCGUGGGAUUUAAACAAAACUGGACACUGCAGAUUUGCAAGAAUUCUUUUGAAUGAAUCGCUUGCUGCACAAGCUUGGAAUACAACAGGAUAAACAGUAUUCAGAUGAACGGAUUCAAUAACCCAUACAUUAAAAGCAAAACAUGCUGCAUUUAUGGUAGUAGUAUUUCUUAAGAGACAUUUUAUAUAUUUUUAAACGCUUUAUAUAUUUUUAAGUAUUAGGGGGGAAAUGCACAUUUUUUUUCGUGUAAGGCAUCGCUGUUAAUGAAUCUGUAUCUGUAGUUUUUUUUUUUUUUUUUUUAAAUGGACACGAUUUUUAGCUAGCUAGUUUAUUACUUCUGUUUAUUGAAUGCAUCUACAUACAUAAAUAAUAAAUAUAUAAAUACUAACAUGAAUACAUCCUCAUAAAUUCAUAUUAGAAUAUUAACGCGUUUCUUAGUGUUGCUAGACAACUAACCAUAGUCUGAAAUGACUGGGUCCAGUUCGAAUAGCACCUGCACAGCAGCUGCGAAAGUGAACAAACACUCUAGAUCGAAAAGCACCAACAACUAUCGUAGUAGUCGCGGCAUUACCGGUGCAGAAUCCGCUGCGAGCGGUUCUACAAACAAUGCGAGCAGAUCUUCGGGAGGAGGAAAAGAAGAUAAAGAUGGAGGAGUGCUGUUUUAUGUGAACAAAAGUGGCUUUCCAAUAGACAGUCAGACCUGGGAGAGGAUGUGGACUCAUGUGGCCAAAAUUCAUCCUGAAGGGAAAGAGAUGGUGGAUAGAUUACGAAUUGCUGCAAACCUACCUAAACCUCCUGUGCUAUUAGUGCCGAACUUCAAGCCGUCGAUGUCUGCCCUAGACUGGCUCCUGGUGAUACAGAACUACAUGAAGACGCUGCAAUACAAUCAUACAGGAACUCAGUUCUUUGAAAUUAGGAAAACCAGACCGUUAAGUGGGUUGAUGGAGACGGCGAGAGAAAUGAUACGGGUAUCUCUUCCUAUAAAAUGCCUUGAAGCUGUGAUACUUGGGAUCUACCUGACCAAUGGGCUUACCUCUAUGGAGCGCUUUCCCAUCAGCUUUAAAACGCAGUUCUCCGGGAACUACUUCCACCACGUGGUCCUGGGUGUAUACUGCAAUGGGCGAUACGGCUCACUGGGCAUGAGCAGGAGGCCAGACCUUAUGGACAAGCCUCUAGCCUUCCGGACCCUGAGCGAGCUCAUCUUUGAGUUCGAGGACUCCUACCGCAAGUAUCUGCACACAGUGAAGAAGGUGAAGAUAGGACUAUAUGUGCCCCACGACCCGCACGUGUUCCAGCCCAUCGAGUGGAAGUACCUGGUGCUCACCUCCAGCAAGAUGGCACACGAGGAGAUGCGCAAGGAGAUGGAGAAACAUGCACGGGACAUGAGAAUGAAGAUACUGAAGUCCUCAACAGCCCAGUCUCCUAUUAAAGAGCGAAGAGGCAAGUCGUUGUCACCACGUCGAAGGCAAGCGAGUCCUCAGAGACGGCACAUGCGCAAAAGAGAUAAAUCGCCUGCAAUGAUUGACAAGAAACCUGCAGAACUUAGCACCUUGAAUGACGUGGCCUACCAAAUCCGGAUAUGAGGGAAGACCAUUGGGCAGAAUCUGUGAUCUUCCAUGGUGCUCCUACUUGCACUUUACCUUCCAAUCAGUUUUAAAUCUCUUUUAUGACUAUGUAUUAAAUACUGUGUAAAUACUUGAGUUUUUAUUGCUUAAUGUAUGUGUGCAAGAGGUAAGGCAACACGUCAAGAAAGCACCAAGGGGUCUUUAGACUGACAUUGAAGAAACUCUUUGGUUGGCUGUAAUAGUUAUUAACAUUCUCAAUUAAAUAGUGCUGUAAGGA